This is a messenger RNA of Myotis myotis, 6554 nucleotides long. It is a transcript of the gene WDR35, whose product is annotated as WD repeat domain 35. The record is from RefSeq and is a predicted model, not a curated record. Gene Ontology annotation, cellular component: intraciliary transport particle A; non-motile cilium. Gene Ontology annotation, molecular function: protein binding. The transcript has 28 exons. The coding region runs from base 117 to 3662 and encodes 1181 amino acids. Gene Ontology annotation, biological process: intraciliary retrograde transport; non-motile cilium assembly; protein localization to cilium. NCBI's taxonomy places the organism in Eukaryota, Metazoa, Chordata, Mammalia, Chiroptera, Vespertilionidae.
CGGUUGCCAGGGCGACGGGAGCUUCCAAGAGCCGCUGGUACUGGCAAUUAGCGACUCCAGAAAGAGUUCCCGGCGGCGGGCCUUGGCGGCUGGGGUCGUGCCCUCGGGCCUCCAGGAUGUUCUUUUAUCUGAGCAAGAGAAUCGCCAUUCCCAAUAACGUGAAGCUGAAAUGUAUCUCUUGGAACAAGGACCAAGGAUUCAUCGCGUGUGGGGGCGAAGAUGGAUUACUGAAGGUGUUGAAGUUAGAGGCACAGACGGAUGAUGCAAAAUUGAGGGGUCUUGCAGCUCCUAAUAACCUUUCUAUGAAUCAGAAUCUUGAUGGUCAUAGUGGUUGUGUUCAAGUCGUCACAUGGAAUGAACAAUAUCAGAAGUUGACUACCAGUGAUCAAAAUGGGCUUAUCAUUGUUUGGAUGUUUUAUAAAGGCUCUUGGUAUGAGGAAAUGAUCAACAAUAGAAAUAAAUCCGUGGUUCGCAGCAUGAGCUGGACUGCAGAUGGACAGAAGAUCUGCAUUGUGUAUGAAGACGGGGCUGUGAUAGUCGGUUCAGUGGAUGGGAAUCGCAUUUGGGGAAAAGACUUGAAGGGUGUACAGUUAUGGCAUGUAGCAUGGUCUGCAGAUGGUAAAGCCUUACUUUUUGGAAUGGCAAAUGGAGAAAUACACAUUUAUGAUAGUCAAGGGAAUUUUAUAAUGAAAAUGAAGCUGAACUGUUUGGUGAACGUCACUGGCGCCAUCAGUAUUGCUGGAAUUCACUGGUACCACGGCACCGAAGGCUACGUGGAGCCCGACUGCCCCUGCCUCGCUGUUUGUUUUGACAAUGGGCGGUGCCAAAUAAUGAGACACGAGAAUGACCAAAACCCUGUUCUCAUCGACACGAACAUGUGCGUGGUCAGUAUCCAGUGGAACCACACGGGCAGCGUGCUGGCGGUGGCGGGCACCCAGAAGGCCGGCCUGCAGGACAGAGAUGUCAACAUCGUGCAGUUCUACAACCCAUUCGGGGAGUCUCUAGGUACUUUGAGGGUUGCUGGAAAGCAGAUAUCUGCACUGUCUUGGGAAGGAGGUGGAUUGAAAAUUGCACUAGCUGUUGACUGUUUUAUAUAUUUUGCAAAUAUUCGACCUGAUUAUAAGUGGGGAUAUUGCUUAAAUACUAUAGUUUAUGCUUAUACCAGACCUGAUCGCCCAGAGUACUGUGUUAUAUUUUGGGAUACGAAAAACAAUGAGAAAUACGUUAAAUAUGUGAAGAGUCUCAUUUCUAUUACUACCUGUGGAGAUUUCUGCAUUUUGGCUACGAAAGCUGAUGAAAAUCUUCCUCAGGAGGAGUGCGAGACGGAAACGUGUGGUGCAACGUUUGUGCUAGUUCUUUGUAAUUCUAUUGGUACACCCUUGGAUCCCAAAUACAUUGAUAUUGUUCCACUAUUUGUUGCAAUGACCAAAACCCAUGUGAUAGCAGCUUCAAAAGAAGCAUUUUAUAUCUGGCAAUACCGUGUGUCAAAGAAGCUCACAGCGUUGGAAAUCAAUCAGAUGACACGGUCUCGGAAAGAAGGGAGAGAAAGAAUCUAUCAUAUUGAUGAUAGUCCCUCUGGAUCAGUGGAUGGAGUGCUUGAUUAUAAUAAAGCCAUUCAAGGCACAAGGGAUCCAAUUUGUGCUUUAACUGCAUCUGAUAAGACAUUGAUUGUGGGUCGUGAAUCUGGCGCCAUUCAGAGAUACAGUCUUCCUAAUGUUGGUUUGAUUCAAAAAUAUUCCCUUAAUUGUCGAGCCAACCAGUUAUCGCUGAACUGCAACUCUAGCCGUCUUGCCAUCAUAGACAACUCAGGAGUCCUAACCUUCUUUGACUUGGAUGCACGGGUAACAGACAGUACGGGGCAGCAAGUCAUUGGCGAGCUGCUGAAAUUGGAGCGGAAAGAUGUCUGGGAUAUGAAGUGGGCCAGAGAUAAUCCUGAUUUGUUUGCAAUGAUGGAGAAAACAAGAAUGUAUGUUUUCAGAAACUUGGAUCCUGAGGAACCCAUUCAGACUUCUGGAUAUAUUUGCAACUUUGAGGAUUUAGAAAUUAAAUCUGUGUUAUUGGACGAGAUAUUAAAGAAUCCAGAACAUCCCAACAAGGAUUACAUAAUUAACUUUGAGAUUCGGUCCCUGCGAGAUAGCCGAGCGCUGAUUGAGAAGGUGGGAAUUGAAGAUGCGUCUCAGUUCAUAGAGGACAACCCGCACCCCCGACUUUGGCGCCUGCUGGCUGAAGCGGCUCUCCAGAAGCUGGAUUUGCACGCGGCAGAGCAAGCGUUUGUGCACUGCAAAGAUUACCAGGGGAUCAAGUUUGUGAAGCGCCUGGGCCACCUGCAGAGCGAGGCCAUGAAGCAGGCGGAAGUGGCUGCCUACUUCGGCAGCUUCGAGGAGGCCGAGAAGAUGUAUCUUGACAUGGACAGAAGAGAUCUUGCUAUUGGCCUCCGGCUGAAGUUGGGAGAUUGGUUUAGAGUACUCCAGCUCCUGAAAACUGGGUCUGGUGACGCAGACGACAGUCUCCUUGAGCAAGCCCACAAUGCCAUCGGAGACUACUUUGCUGACCGACAGAAGUGGUUGAAUGCUGUACAAUAUUACGUACAAGGCCAAAACCAGGAACGCUUAGCUGAGUGUUAUUACAUGUUAGAAGAUUGUGAGGGAUUGGAGAAUCUUGCCAAUUCACUUCCAGAAAACCAUAAGUUGCUUCCAGAAAUAGCACAAAUGUUUGUGAGAGUUGGAAUGUGUGAACAAGCAGUGACUGCAUUUUUGAAAUGUAAUCAACCAAAGGCAGCAGUAGAUACCUGUGUGCAUCUCAACCAAUGGAACAAAGCUGUUGAAUUGGCUAAAAAUCAUAAUAUGAAAGAAAUUGGAUCCCUGUUAGCGAGGUAUGCAGCUCACUUAUUGGAAAAGAAUAAAACUCUUGAUGCCAUCGAACUCUAUCGGAAAGCCAAUUACUUUUAUGAUGCUGCUAAAUUGAUGUUUAAGAUUGCUGAUGAAGAGGCGAAGAAAAGAACGAAACCUUUGUGUGUCAAGAAGCUGUAUGUACUGUCAGCCUUAUUGAUAGAGCAGUACCACGAGCAGAUGAAAAACGCUCAGCGAGGAAAAGUUAAAGGAAAGAGUUCGGAGGCCACUUCGGCGCUGGCUGGUUUGCUGGAGGAAGAGGUGCUGUCCACAACCAGUCGGCUCACAGAUAAUGCCUGGCGGGGCGCCGAGGCCUACCACUUCUUCAUCCUGGCGCAGAGGCAGCUCUAUGAGGGCUAUGCGGACAGUGCACUGAAGACAGCUCUUCACCUGCGAGACUAUGAAGACAUUAUCCCCGCCGUGGAGAUCUACUCUCUGCUGGCGCUCUGCGCUUGUGCCUGUGAAGCCUUUGGGACUUGUUCAAAAGCUUUUAUUAAACUAGAAUCGUUAGAGAGCCUCAGUCCCGAGCAGAAACAGCAAUAUGAAGACCUUGCCAUAGAAAUCUUCACCAAACAUACGCCAAAAGACAAUAGAAAAUCGGAAUUGGACAACCUUCUUAAAGGAGGGAAAGGGAAACUGCCAACAUGCGUUGCCACCGGCAGCCCCAUCACCGAGUACCAGUUCUGGAUGUGCAGUGUGUGCAAGCACUGCGUGCUGGCUCAGGAGAUCAGUAACUACAGCUUCUGUCCCUUAUGCCACAGCUCAGUGGCAUAAAGGAACGACGAGUCGUGUGUGACUGUAACACAUAGGAGCAUAUAUGCAUAGCUAUCACGGUGUACAUAAUAAGGUUGACUUCCAUACACUUUAUAUGAAAAUCAGCAUCUUUAUUUCAUAGUUGUAUUUUGACAUAAAAUUAUAUAUAAAUUACGCAUAUAUAUAAUAUCUAUAUUAUAUACACAUGUACAUAUUAUGUAUAUAAUUUUGUGUUAAAUUAUGACUAUGAAAUAAUGAUGCUGAUUGUCAUAUGAAACAUAUGGAAGUCAACCUUAUUUCAUGUCUGUCCAUCUAUCUAUCUAUCUUGUGGUUGGUUACAUGAUACUAUGGAAAUAUUCUGAAUAACAAAUUUUUUUCUCAUAGUGUCAAGAUUACUAAGUCACAGAAAAGUCUUGGCGAGGGCACAGAGGCAACAUGAGAGCGGGGCAAAGUUGUACCAGAGGAGGUUAAACAAUUUGCUUCAAGCCCAAAAUCAGCUAUUGACUCCUCAAGCCUUUCCUAACACAUCUAUUGGGGACUCUCUUUUGGGCCUUCUCACUUGCUACUAGUUCAACCAUGCCUGAGCGCUAGAAUUUUUCCUCCAGUUCAUUAUUUCAGAUAGAGCCUGAGUGGCUGUCUCUACUUCCUGUUCAGUUUAAUAUAGAAACCAACAUCUCUAAAUAACCUCUUGUAGACUUAAUUAUGUUGUUUGGGAUUUAUAGCUGUGAAAGUUUUAGUGAUCAGCCAUGUUUUGGGGACCUUGUCUGUCUUGAAAGUGGUAGGUACUAGAGGAAGGCCCACAGCAUGAGUUGACCCAACUGGUUUUAUUCAACAUGAAGGAUUUUUUCAGGAUAACAACAACAAACUCUCCCAUGGUGAAAGGGGCACAGGGAACAAAAUUGUCUAUAUAUGACAAAUACUUGGAGAGAAGUUGGAUAGAGGUAGUAUAUUAAAGAUAGUAUAGGAAACAGUUAUGUUCUGUUCUUGUAAUAAGUCCCUUUAAGUAAUGCUUUAUCAUAUAACUUGGUCUGAACUAUGUGAAGUUCAAAGUCGCAUGGUAAGCCAAUGUACUGAGAUGACAGAACCUACUGAUGAAGCUAAACAAGUAGGCACUGUGCCCAAAAGCAACAUAGCAUUGUCGACCCGCCUGCUGUCAAGCACGAGUACGACUGUAUUAGACAUUUUUUUCUAAAGUACACUUUGAAAUUAUAUUUUUGUAUUUCAGGGGCUGAUAUCUUUGGUUUUAUGUGGCAUUAAGUGAAAUAAUAUGAAAAUAAUAAAUAUUAAAGUAAAAAAAAUGAGUUAUCUUAAGUUUCCUUUAUUUAGAACUUAUGGAUAACAUGGUAUUUGUUUAAAUAUUUUCGUGGGGGUUGGUUAGGAGGCUGUUGGGCUGCAGAGUGGAUAAGGGAAGGAAGGGUCUGGAGGCCUAAUGCAUGUAUAAUAUCGCUUUUGCUGCCAAACAGGAGAAACUAUGACCACCACCGCCUAUUAGGGUACUAGGCAGAUGUCAGGUUAGAGUGCAGUACUCCUUAGAAGCCACACAGAGUUCUCAUUUAGAAAUGGGGGGGAGGGGACAAUUAUGUUACUAGACUUUUAAGAGAAAAUCAGGAGUAUUUAAUUUGAUGAUGAUAUAGCUCCAAGAUAUUACUACUGAGUUUCUAAAAUGCAAAUAGCAAUAUUAUGCUGCCCCCUUCUGUGUAUUCUUAUUAUUUUCUCAAUUCAGUUUAAAAAUAAUCACUAUACUAUUUAAAAUUGACAAGUGCUGGUGAGGAUACGGAGCAAUUGAAACCCUUAUAUGUUGCUGGUGGAAAUGCAAAACAGUACAUCAACUUCGGAAAAGUUGAGUUUUAGAUGUGCUCCAUAUAUAUUAUGGAAAUACAUGUUUACCUGUGUGUAUAUGUAUGAAUAUGUGUGUGUUGUUUUUAAAAAAUUAUUUCAUUUUUUGCUGCUCCAGUUAACAAAAUGGAAGUUUUAUUGAGGCCCCAGGGCCCGGGAGGCUCAGGUAGGCGGCCACCCUGUGGGGAAGGAGGAGCCUGAUUUGACUUUCUUUGUGGGGCACAGGUUGUUGGUGUGGCCACACUUCCUGUGGCAGUUGACAGCAUGGGGCUGCAGCAAGCAUAACACUGUCAGCAGAUCAUCCUGUUUUAGUUGUAUCUCUGGGUGAGCUGGCAGAGGGAAGGAAGGCUUGAUGAUGCCACUCUGCAGGCCAAGUACCCGUGUAGGUGGACUCUAUGGAAGACGGGCAUGAGUUGGAGGGAUAGCCACUGAACCUGGCCCCAGCACCGGUCACAGGGCAUGACCCUUUAGUGUCCUGUAGACCAGAGCUUCUCGUGUGAUGGGGACACCAUGUCAGAAUCCCGAGUGUGUUCUAUGAGUAGGUGGACACACCAGCCAGCCUGCCCCCCAGAAUCUUCAUCUCUGCAUCCCCCACUCUUAUCAGAUACAUGAUUCGAGAUAUUUUCUCCCUUCUCGGGGUUGUCUUUUUACUCUGCUGAUAGCCUUUUUAUUGUACAAAAGUUUCUAAUUUCCAUGAAGUCCAAUUUAUUUUUCCUUUUGUUGUCUGUGCCACUGGUGUCAUAUCCGAGGGUUUUUGUCUUGUUUUCAUCUAAGAAUUUUGUAUUUUCAGCUCCUAUAUUUAGGUUGUUAAUCCAUCUUGAGUUAAUUUUUAAAUAUGGUGUUAGGUUAGGAUCCAACUGCAUUCUUUUGCAUGCAGAUACUCAGUUUUCCCAGCACCAUUUAUUGAGAAGACUGCUGUAUGCCAGUGCCACCCUAUUUUGAUCACUGUAGUAGCUUUGUAGAAGAUUUUAAAUCAGGAAGCAUGAGUCCUUCAACUUUGUUCUUUUUCAAGAUUGUUUUGGCUACGUGGGAUCCCCUGAAAUUCCAUAUGGAUUUAGAAUGGAUUUUUCUAUUUCU